GAGUUCCGCAGGCCCGGAAGCCAGCUUCGCGAGGUUGCUGUACUUCCGGCGGUUCUGGUGGCUGGGUAGCGGUCCCUGGCGUGGGCUCGGCUGGUGCUCAGCCUCUUCGGGGAAGAUGUUUUACCACAUCUCCUUGGAGCACGAGAUCCUCCUGCACCCGCGCUACUUCGGCCCCAACCUGCUCAACACGGUGAAGCAAAAGCUCUUCACCGAGGUGGAGGGGACCUGCACUGGCAAAUAUGGCUUUGUGAUUGCUGUCACCACCAUCGACAAUAUCGGUGCUGGUGUGAUCCAGCCUGGCCGAGGCUUUGUCCUUUAUCCAGUUAAGUACAAGGCCAUUGUUUUCCGGCCCUUUAAAGGGGAGGUCGUGGAUGCCGUUGUCACUCAGGUCAACAAGGUUGGACUCUUCACAGAGAUUGGGCCCAUGUCCUGCUUCAUCUCUCGACAUUCCAUCCCAUCAGAGAUGGAGUUUGAUCCUAACUCCAACCCGCCAUGUUACAAGACAAUGGAUGAGGACAUUGUGAUUCAGCAGGAUGAUGAGAUCCGCUUGAAGAUUGUGGGGACCCGUGUGGACAAGAAUGACAUUUUUGCUAUUGGCUCCCUGAUGGACGAUUAUUUGGGGCUUGUGAGCUGAGCACCGGGACCUCUUACCUUGUUUGGUCCUUACCUAGGAGGUGUGACUGUCACAAUUCCCAUGUUGUGCAGAGGCCGAGUCUAGGUGCUGUUGGGGAGGCAAGGGAGUUACCUUAUCAUGAGAAGAGAUCUGGUUCUGGUGCUUAGCAUCUACUUCUAGCUUUUUGUCUGUGUGUUCUAACCAUAAAAAGUUCUUGAUUCCCA
This is a messenger RNA of Camelus dromedarius (Arabian camel), 837 nucleotides long. RefSeq names its product RNA polymerase II subunit G (gene POLR2G). The coding region runs from base 116 to 634 and encodes 172 amino acids. Gene Ontology annotation, cellular component: RNA polymerase II, core complex; P-body. Gene Ontology annotation, biological process: positive regulation of translational initiation; transcription initiation at RNA polymerase II promoter; positive regulation of nuclear-transcribed mRNA poly(A) tail shortening. NCBI's taxonomy places the organism in Eukaryota, Metazoa, Chordata, Mammalia, Artiodactyla, Camelidae. The transcript has 8 exons. Gene Ontology annotation, molecular function: translation initiation factor binding; single-stranded DNA binding; single-stranded RNA binding. The record is from RefSeq and is a predicted model, not a curated record.